AUGGACAGGGGUCGAAUAGAAGACCUCCUGCAACAGUACGUAACACACAUGGAGAAUUUACAAGGCGAACUACGUAUCAAACGAGAACAGGAAGACAAAAUGGAAGAAAAACAGCAUGAUGCUGAUAUCACUAGCAGACCAGUACCAACAGAGACACCAACAAUUGCCGUGCGGCUUCCGCCGUUGUGGGCCGACAGACCAGCAGGUUGGUUCGCUCAAGCCGAAGCACAGUUCACUUUGGCCGGUAUCAGUAGCGAGCAGACCAAGUUCUGCUACGUGAUCUCGCAGUUGGACCAACAUGGCAAAACUUGCUACAACCUUGCAAAAGAUAAAGACUCUUCUGUAAUCGAAGUUCAACUUAUGGGAACAGAUAUAAAGGCCACAGAAGAGGAACUCAAUAGCACCCAGCUACAAGAAGAGCAGCUAAACGUUGAAGGAGAAGACUUAUACAACGUCGCGAAUGAAAAGGACUUUUUAAUACCCGAAUCUCAAAACAUGGGAACGGAUAGACAGGCCACAGAAGAGGAAGUAGACGACGAUGAGCUACAGGAAGAGCAGUUCGACAUUAUAACAGAAGACUGCUACAACAUCGUAAAAGAGCUCGAGUCCCUAAUGCUCGAAUCUGAUUCAAUGGAAACCAGUAGCGAGACCACAGAAGAGGAAAAUGACGACGCUAGGCUACUGGAAGGGCAGUUAACCGUUGAAGGAGAAGACUUCUACAACAUCGCGAGUGAGAAGGACUUUUUAAUAGUCGAAACUCAAAACAUGGGAACGGAUAGACAGGCCACAGAAGAGGAAGUCGACGACGAUGAGCUACAGGAAGAGCAGUUCGACAUUAUAAGAGAAGACUGCUACAACAUCGUAAAAGAGCUCGAGUCCCUAAUGCUCGAAUCUGAUUCAAUGGAAACCAGUAGCGAGGCCACAGAAGAGGAAAAUGACGACGCUAGGCUACUGGAAGGGCAGUUAACCGUUGAAGGAGAAGACUUCUACAACAUCGCGAGUGAGAAGGACUUUUUAAUAGUCGAAACUCAAAACAUGGGAACGGAUAGACAGGCCACAGAAGAGGAAGUCGACGACGAUGAGCUACAGGAAGAGCAGUUCGACAUUAUAAGAGAAGACUGCUACAACAUCGUAAAAGAGCUCGAGUCCCUAAUGCUCGAAUCUGAUUCAAUGGAAACCAGUAGCGAGGCCACAGAAGAGGAAAAUGACGACGCUAGGCUACUGGAAGGGCAGUUAACCGUUGAAGGAGAAGACUUCUACAACAUCGCGAGUGAGAAGGACUUUUUAAUAGUCGAAACUCAAAACAUGGGAACGGAUAGACAGGCCACAGAAGAGGAAGUCGACGACGAUGAGCUACAGGAAGAGCAGUUCGACAUUAUAAGAGAAGACUGCUACAACAUCGUAAAAGAGCUCGAGUCCCUAAUGCUCGAAUCUGAUUCAAUGGAAACCAGUAGCGAGGCCACAGAAGAGGAAAAUGACGACGCUAGGCUACUGGAAGGGCAGUUAACCGUUGAAGGAGAAGACUUCUACAACAUCGCGAGUGAGAAGGACUUUUUAAUAGUCGAAACUCAAAACAUGGGAACGGAUAGACAGGCCACAGAAGAGGAAGUCGACGACGAUGAGCUACAGGAAGAGCAGUUCGACAUUAUAAGAGAAGACUGCUACAACAUCGUAAAAGAGCUCGAGUCCCUAAUGCUCGAAUCUGAUUCAAUGGAAACCAGUAGCGAGGCCACAGAAGAGGAAAAUGACGACGCUAGGCUACUGGAAGGGCAGUUAACCGUUGAAGGAGAAGACUUCUACAACAUCGCGAGUGAGAAGGACUUUUUAAUAGUCGAAACUCAAAACAUGGGAACGGAUAGACAGGCCACAGAAGAGGAAGUCGACGACGAUGAGCUACAGGAAGAGCAGUUCGACAUUAUAAGAGAAGACUGCUACAACAUCGUAAAAGAGCUCGAGUCCCUAAUGCUCGAAUCUGAUUCAAUGGAAACCAGUAGCGAGGCCACAGAAGAGGAAAAUGACGACGCUAGGCUACUGGAAGGGCAGUUAACCGUUGAAGGAGAAGACUUCUACAACAUCGCGAGUGAGAAGGACUUUUUAAUAGUCGAAACUCAAAACAUGGGAACGGAUAGACAGGCCACAGAAGAGGAAGUCGACGACGAUGAGCUACAGGAAGAGCAGUUCGACAUUAUAAGAGAAGACUGCUACAACAUCGUAAAAGAGCUCGAGUCCCUAAUGCUCGAAUCUGAUUCAAUGGAAACCAGUAGCGAGGCCACAGAAGAGGAAAAUGACGACGCUAGGCUACUGGAAGGGCAGUUAACCGUUGAAGGAGAAGACUUCUACAACAUCGCGAGUGAGAAGGACUUUUUAAUAGUCGAAACUCAAAACAUGGGAACGGAUAGACAGGCCACAGAAGAGGAAGUCGACGACGAUGAGCUACAGGAAGAGCAGUUCGACAUUAUAAGAGAAGACUGCUACAACAUCGUAAAAGAGCUCGAGUCCCUAAUGCUCGAAUCUGAUUCAAUGGAAACCAGUAGCGAGGCCACAGAAGAGGAAAAUGACGACGCUAGGCUACUGGAAGGGCAGUUAACCGUUGAAGGAGAAGACUUCUACAACAUCGCGAGUGAGAANGGUUAG
Cryptotermes secundus is the source of this 2634-nucleotide messenger RNA. RefSeq names its product CAP-Gly domain-containing linker protein 1-like. Lineage: Eukaryota; Metazoa; Arthropoda; Insecta; Blattodea; Kalotermitidae. The transcript has a single exon. The record is from RefSeq and is a predicted model, not a curated record. Bases 1 to 2634 code for a protein of 877 amino acids.